AUGGAAGAUCCUCACCCUUCCGCCCCACAGCUUUCCGAAUGGCUGUCAGCCCAACCCAAGAUCGCCCGCCAAGCCCUGAGCUUGCAAAUGCCCAAGCCCCAGCUCCUCACGGCCCCCCACCAUCAACUUCAUCUUUUUCGUCGACGAGGACUGGGUUUCACUACGAGCAGCCUUCCUCAGGAACUCAAGGAAUUGGCCGAGAAUCAAGAUUCAGAUGGAAGUGGUACUUGA
This is a messenger RNA of Puccinia triticina, 231 nucleotides long. RefSeq lists its product as uncharacterized. The record is from RefSeq and is a predicted model, not a curated record. The coding region runs from base 1 to 231 and encodes 76 amino acids. The transcript has a single exon. NCBI's taxonomy places the organism in Eukaryota, Fungi, Basidiomycota, Pucciniomycetes, Pucciniales, Pucciniaceae.